AUGUACGACCUGUGCACGCGGCCUGAGCAGCCAGAACCCGCGCCGGCACACGCAGACAUGGAGAAGCGCGAGCAGGCGGAGGCUGGCGGGCGACAGCAGCAGGGGCCGGGGGAGCCGGACAACAAGCACCACGGGCCCCCGGUCAAAGAGGUCCCCACCGCUGCUAAUUUCAGCACCACCUCGCUGUUAGGGAAGAGGCACCACUCGCUCUACGCAAACCUGGGUGGGUUUGAAGUGGAGGGGGUUCGAAAGAAUGGCACAGAUUAUGGGUUUCUGGUGCGUCAGAACUCAGAACUCCUACGAGCCCUCGACGAGCUGGAGAAGACGUGCACCACACUGAGGGAGGAGAACGGCCUGCUGCGGAAGAGCAGUGCUCCUGAGACCGAGGAGAAGGUCAGACGGUUGAGGAGAAAGAACACCGAGCUGGCUGUCCUCGCUAAGAGGCUGGAAGAGAGGGCUCGGAAACUACAGGAGGCCAACCUCAGAGUGGCGAAUUCCCCGUCACUGCUGAGGCCGGGGUCUGUGGAACAGUACAAGAGAGCCUUUGCCCGUCAGCGAGCUCGUGAUCUGGCCCAGCACGCCGAUGCGCUGCUGUCCAAAGACAAGGAGAUCGCUGCCCUGCAGCAGGAGUGCAGGGAGCUGGAGGCGCGCCUGGGCACCACAAAGGGCUCCCCUCUCCAGAGCUGCAGAGUGGAAUUUGAAAACCUUCUCCGGGAGUCUCAGAAGGAGGUGCUGCGGCUCCAGAGGCAGCUGUCCGUCACCUCGUCCAGAGCGCAGCCCAACCACAGCCCCGACCGCAGCACUACGGAGAAGUGUGGGGAGAAUGCCAAAGAGAAGGGGCAGGAGAAGGUUGCAGGAGAAACCCCGUGUGUGGCAUUAGAUGAAGCUCCGUCCAGGUGUGAGAAGACUCCCGCAGAGGAGGAGGAGUCGUGGCUGCGAGUGACGCCCCCGCCGGGCCUUAGCCCGACCACCUCCCAUCAGGAGGAGCACACAGAGGAGCAGCACCUACAGUCUCUGGAAUGUGAGCUAAGUAAGAAGAGAAAAGAAUGUGAAAAUCUUGAGCAUGAAGUAAAGAAGCGACAGAAGAGAUGUCUGGAUUUGGAGAGCCAGCUUAAGGAUGAGCGAGGGAAAAAUGAGCAACUAAAGGAGGAGGCAGAUCUCCUCAGGAGGAAGGCACAGCUGCUCGACCAGACUCGGGCUGAGAAUGAGGAGCUGAGGGAAGAUCUCUCUGAAGUGACCGCUCAACACAAUUCAGUUCUCGAGGAGAACCAGAGACUCCGUGCCAAACUGGAGAACCUAGAGCAGGUCCUAAAGCAUAUGCGAGAGGUCGCCGAGCGAAGGCAGCAGCUGGAAUUGGAGCAUGAGCAGGCACUGGCUAUCCUUAAGUUCAAACAGGAUGAGAUCAAGCGGUUACAGCGGGCUCAGUUAUUCGCCAAGAGGGAGCAUGAAGGAGUGGUUCAGAUGUUGGAGAGCACACUGGACUGCAUGCAGUCCAAAGUACGAGAGCUGGAGGAGAAAUGUCGCAGCCAGAGUGAACAGUUCGGCUUGCUGUCUCAAGAGUUGGAAAAGUUUCGACUGCAGGCCUCGAAAGUGGACCUGGCCAGCUCCGGCCUCCUCAACAAUCCCAACCUCUCCGUUCUGACCAAUGGCGUGGGCCUGGCGACGGACCGAGAUGUGGCCGCUGCUCUGCGCCUGGGGGCCACGCCCCACGCCGCCGGACUCUCCCGGGUGGAGCGCUCGCCUGUCACCAAACAUCGAGAGCUGCCCGCCAUCAGCGUCAGCAAGUCGUGCUCCUCUUCCGUCAAGUCGGAGACCACUCACCUCACCCCCAAGUCUGACACGCACCUCAGUCCGCACAAAUCCAGCCCCACGCACGAGGUGGACACUGCCAGUGAGGUGGACGAGUUGGACAUCGACAUGGCCCCGGCCCCUUACACAGCCAGCAGGGGAACAGCCAAGCUUCAGGUUUUCAUUGCCAGAUACAGCUAUAAUCCUUAUGACGGCCCCAAUGACAACCCUGAGGUGGAGCUGCCGCUCACAGCUGGAGAAUACAUCUAUGUAUACGGGGACAUGGAUGACGAUGGCUUCUAUGAGGGUGAGCUGAUGGACGGGCGGAGAGGGCUGGUCCCCUCCAACUUUGUGGAACGCGUGUCCGACGACGACGUGAUGAGCGCUCAUCAUCCAGAGACGGCCGACGCGUCCCAUAAUUCCCUGCUAGACAGCAGCCUGCACAGUGCCAGCCACCAGCAUCACCUCCACAUGGGCGCCAGCGCCCCGGAACGGACAGAGGCGCCCGCCGCCUCCGGCCCCGCCUCGGCCCUCUCAGAUUCAGCCUCGGCCUUGUCUGUCCCGGCCCCCCUCACCAACGGCCUGGACUUGGAUUUGGAGGAGGUGGGAGUGGACAUCGUGCCUUACCCACGCAAACUCACCCUCAUCAAGCAGCUUGCCAAGAGUAUCAUCAUUGGCUGGGACCCCCCGUUGGUGCCGGCUGGGUGGGGCAACGUGUGGAGCUAUAAUGUGUACGUGGACCAGGAGCUGCGGCUUAACGUUCCCUUCGGCGCCCAGACCAAAGCGGUGCUGGAGCGGCUGGACAUCAACCUCAAAGCCUACCGCGUGUCAGUGCAGAGCCGGACAGAGAAGGGCCUCUCGGACCAGCUCCGCUGCAGCAUGCUGGUGGGCCGGGACGUGUGCGUGGCGCCCACGCAGCUGCACGUGGAGAGCGUCAGCGCCACCUCUGCCAACCUGACCUGGCUGCCCAGCAACAGUAACUAUGUGCACAUUGUGUCCUUGAACGAUGAGGAGUGUGAGCUGGUGAAGGCUGGCUGCUACUCGCUGUGCCUCAACAACCUCUCGCCCAGCCUGCCGUACACGGUCAAAGUGGAGGCGCGGCCCCACCGCACGCCAUGGGAGCUGCCCGUGGAGCGGCGGGAACACAGAAGCGCCACCAUCACCUUCAGCACACUGAUGGCAGGCCCCCCUGAUGCUCCUCUGGAUGUGCAGCUGGAGCACGGCCCCUCUCCUGGGAUUGCUCUCAUCAGCUGGCUGCCUGUCACCAUCGAUGCAUCUGGGACCUCAAACGGAGUCCGCGUCACUGGAUACACCAUUUAUGUGCUGGAGGUCUCUUCCCCCACGGCGGGCAGCGCCCUGCUGGGCCCCUCUCAGAUCCAGUCCCUCCAGGCAGCUCACGAGCUCACUGUCCGCACCAUGUCCGCUCACGGCGAGUCCUGUGACUCGCUGCCAGUCAAUGUGCCCUCCAAGCUGACUGCCAUCCUGGCAGGCCCAGCCGCCGCCCCAGUUGUGCCACAGCUGCCCUGCGCCCCGGCAGUUGCCAGUAGUUUGCCCCCACCUCCGUCAUAUGGAAACUCAGCUGCCAAAGUCUCUGUGCUGCCCAACACUCUGCCAUCAGACACAAGUGUCUCUGGCCUCACAUUUGCUGCCAACCCCCCUCACUCAGAAGCUUUUCUCUCAUCUGCCUCGUACGUGAAGGCCUGGGCCAACCCCUCAUCUGCUGCUUCCUUGGCUGUGUGUGAGGACACAUUACCAGCAGCCUCAUCUUUUGCUCCAGUGGUUAACGUGACCUCCCCCAUCAACACAGCAGCUCAGCCAUCUCCAGUAGCAGCGCCGGCGCCAGUGUUGGAGCCACACAGAGACACUGACAGCCCUGGAACAAUACGCCCUUUCCCAUCCAUCACAGAGUUCAUCGAGGACCCCCGUGCCAAGCUUGGGACCCCCGAGCGCGUCCCUAGCCCACCCAAAGCUCCGAUCGCCGACCUCCUAAACCCUCAGAGCACCAACGUGCUCCGACCCCCCAGCACUUCCCCGCUGGGGUCAGAGGUGGAUGAGGAGGAGGAGAAUACACGCCUGGUGUCCAUCGAGGAGUUCCUGAGACAGGACCAAGAACCGGCUUACUGUCGGAGGCAGCAGAGCUAUGGCAGGGGGCUUGUGGAGCCUCCCAGCGACUACAAUGCAGACAACAGUCGCUCAGACCUGUCCGACAUCCUGGAGGAGGAGGAGGAAGACCUUUACUCAGACAAUUUCGGAGAAGUGCAGGGCAGGGGAUACACAGUUGGAAACAGGUCAUGCAAGCUGGAGACACCAGACAGUGAUGAGGAUGUUCUUGAGAGGAUCCUAAAGCUGCCCCCUCAGGCCCACCACAAUAAGCAGCUGUUCAGCAUUGCUGAGGUGACGGAAGAGGAAGACAGCAGCCAAGAGGAGCAUUUAGCCCACCGGAGCAGGCAUCGGCCCGGGCCCCUCCACCUUCACUCCAGAGACUCUGAGCGCCUCCACCACCCCCUCCAGCAUCAGGGCAACCCACAUCCGCACAACCCCCCUCACCAUCACCACCUCAACAGGGAUCCCGGAGCACUAACCAAAGAGGCCCAGGUCAAGGCCAAGACACAGCACAGGGUGCACUACGCCGACACGGUGGACGCCACCAGUUAUCCUGAAGAUGAAAACUCAAGUUUGUACGAGGGCCCCACCAGCAGGCGAUGUCCUUCCAAGCUGACUCCCAACAGCAAAGUGCUGCUCAGAGGGCUGGGGGACCGCCUUAGGAGGGAGGCCAUGCUCAGGAGUCAGAUGGCUGCCGCCACGCAGACCAACCCGGACCAAGGCCUACCCAGAACAGUGCCAAGACCUCACCCCGUUAGCAAAACGGUGCGCACUCUGAGGUCCCCCGUCGGGCGUGGGAUGGAGAUCGACGUGGAAUACGGAACGGACAAUGAAGAGCCGGUGGACUUCGGCCCUGGGGAGGUGGUGCUGGAGCAGAUGAGCUCUGAGUGGUGGGUAGAAGGAGCUCAGGUGGAGCACUGCAGACCUCCUCUCCGCCGAGGGCCAAAACCUGAACCAAUGGAGCCCAGCCAAAUCCCUCCAGCUGUGGCGGGGACGUCAUGGGGGGGCCAGGCUUCGCUGUCUUGUAAACCUGGGUGCUCACAGUCCAGGCAACUCAAAGGAGAAUCAGCAAAGACGAAGGGCGACGGUGACAUACGCAUCUUUGUGGCCCUCUUCCCAUACGAACCUGCCAGCAUGUCUCCCAAUCCUGAUGCUGCAGAGGAGGAGCUGCCCUUCAGUGAGGGCCAGAUCAUUAAGGUUUACGGAGAUAAAGACCCAGAUGGGUUUUACCGAGGGGAGUCGGGUGGUCGUCUGGGCUAUGUGCCGUGCAACAUGGUGUCUGAGAUCCAGGUGGAGGACGAGGAGACCCGGCAGCAGCUUCUGCAGCAGGGCUUCUUGUCCACAGCGGCCUCCAUGGACAAGAUCGGCACUCGCACUCAUGCACAGCUUCCACGCCGCCCUGUUCCACCGCCGAAACCGAGACGAUCCAAGAAAGUGGAGUCUGCGGCACUCUUGGAGGAGAGCGUAGGCUCCUCCAGUCCAGAUCCAAGCCAGCCUGCCCCCCCUGCCCCCGCCGCCACCGGGGGCAAGCCCACCUCAGGGGCGCGCAGGAUGGUCGCCAUCUUCGAUUACGAUCCACGAGAGAGCUCCCCCAACACCGACAUAGAGGCUGAGCUGACCUUCAGCGCCGGGGACAUCAUCCACGGAGACUUGAAUGGACACAGAGGCUUGGUGCCCUCCAACUUCCUGCAGGCCUUCCCAGAUGAUGCUCAGGCAGAACCAGCCUGUCCUCAGCCCGCUCCAGAACCCAAGAAGGAAUCCCAGGACACGUGGACGUCAUCCACAGAGCCACAAGUUUCUGGGCCCUCGGCAGUAAAAGAGGCUCCCCCCCCUCCCAGCGAGCCCCCUCAGCCCAACAGGACGGAGCAAACAAGUUUGCAACCACAACCUGGACCCGCUUCGAGCUGGCCUUCAGUCCCUGACCCUCCCCGAGGUCCAGCUGCCGUGGAGGCCUGCAGCCCGCCCCCUGCCCCGCUUCCUGUGGAUAGCCCAGCACCAGCAGACUGCUUAGUGCAAGCAAAGAAGAAGAAAGGCUUUUUCGCCAAAGGCAAGAAGCUGUUUAAAAAACUGGGCUCCAGCAAGAGGGAAUGA
Menidia menidia (Atlantic silverside) is the source of this 5982-nucleotide messenger RNA. The record is from the annotation of a GenBank genome assembly. NCBI's taxonomy places the organism in Eukaryota, Metazoa, Chordata, Actinopteri, Atheriniformes, Atherinopsidae.